Caenorhabditis remanei is the source of this 945-nucleotide messenger RNA. RefSeq lists its product as uncharacterized. Bases 1 to 945 code for a protein of 314 amino acids. The record is from RefSeq and is a predicted model, not a curated record. Gene Ontology annotation, molecular function: protein binding. Gene Ontology annotation, biological process: embryo development. Lineage: Eukaryota; Metazoa; Nematoda; Chromadorea; Rhabditida; Rhabditidae. The transcript has 3 exons.
AUGCCUCCCCUUCCCCUCUUCCGUCUUCCUGGACUGGUCCUGUUCGAGGUAUUCAAAUCAUUGAGCAUCGGAGAAAAAAUCAAUCUCUCCCUCUGCUCCAAGAAGAUCUCCACUCAAAUCAACAAUGCUCGUUUGUGCUCUCAAAAAGUUAUAGUCAAUCUGGACAUGUUAGACCACGGAAUGAGAGUUCGCACUGAAAAUAACAGAGAUACAUUUGACAUUUUUAUUUCUUUAUACAGCAGAAGAAGAAACGAUCCGGAUAUGCAACAGUGUCAAAUCGAUGGGCAUACUGUACCUUUGUUUUCCUUCACCAGAGAAAUCGAUACAUUCUGGAAAAACUAUCAAGAAGGAUUUCUAUCUAUUAUUCGACAUCUAUCAAAGAUGUUUCAAUGCAAGAUUUUAAUUAGUGGUAGUUGUCAUUGUAGUGACAUAUUUCAACCAAUAAUUUCUGAACUGUUCAAUCUACAACUGGAAUUCGAGACGCUUAUUAUUCGCCCUAAUGGAUCAAAAGAUGAGAACUUGUUGUGGAACCAGAUAUCCAAUAAAUUCGGAUUGGUUGAGGAUCUUAACAUCUUGUCUAUUGUUGAUCCUGGUUUCAAACCAGUUUUCUCUUCUUGGCCGCAAAAGAUUAGUAUCACGAGUUCCGCUUGGUUCACUCUGGAAUCUCUAUUGGUCUGCCCAUGUUCGUUCAUUAAUCUCGAGGAUUCUCACCUGAAAACCAAUGAUUUGGAUGUGAUUCUUAAAAAGUGGAAGGCUGGAGGAUUUCCGAAUCUCGAGCGUCGAGCGAUCAAUGGUCAAGAUAUUACAAAUAAUGAAACGACGAUUUUGGGAAUGAGUCUAUGGGAAUUAUCCGGGAUGAACUGUACUCGAUCUCGACUCGGUCUGGAAAAGAACCAUUUGAAGGAUACUUUUGGAGGAUACAAUACGAAAGCUGCAACUUCAUAA